AUGCAAAUUUUACUACCAGAAUCUUUUAAUGACACCAUCGAGAUUUGUCGCCCCUUUACGGUUGAAACAUGUCGUACUUAUCUUAGUUCUCCAGAAUCAAUUGAUAAUCCAAGUGUGCUACUUGAGUUAGCUAAGGAGGUUAUUUCCCGAAACCGGCUCAAGCCAAGAUAUGGUUCAUAUGCUGUUAAUAAGAGGGACCAUUUUAACAUGUUUGAGAACGACGUUUUGUUUCUAAAGUUUUACCGUACAAUGAAUAUGAUUUACUCUUCUUGGGACAGUAUAUCGUGCGACACCUUGGUGAUUAAAGAGCUUAUAGGGUCUAUAAUUGAUCCAAAUAAAACGAUAGAAAACCUGUCAACAGAAGAUAUGAUUGAGAACUUUAUUGAGUACUGUUUUAGCGAAGCCUUGUUUUUCAACAUUAAAAAAGAGCUCACAAAAUUGGAAUAUUUGAAGGUGAAAGUUUCUAUGAGUGGUAUAUUUUCUUUUCAGUUGUUCCGUAUGUUGUGUGAGGAAUCCUCUUUGAAGCAAGUUUUCUUGAAUCUUACAGAACGUGAAAAUCCCUUAACCGAUUUUUUUAUGCAACUUCCUCACUGUCUUAAGCUUAGGGAUACUAGUGAUUAUUUUCUAUUUGACCUAGCAUUACGACGACAAUUUCAUAGAUUGCCUCCUUAUGAAUCAAAUAGAUAUGCUCGGGAUGUAUAUAUGUACUAUUCAACGGAUGGUUUUUCCGAUUUCGAGUUUAAUGGUUGGAUUUAA
This is a messenger RNA of Magnusiomyces paraingens, 756 nucleotides long. RefSeq lists its product as uncharacterized. The transcript has a single exon. The coding region runs from base 1 to 756 and encodes 251 amino acids. The record is from RefSeq and is a predicted model, not a curated record. NCBI's taxonomy places the organism in Eukaryota, Fungi, Ascomycota, Dipodascomycetes, Dipodascales, Dipodascaceae.